Messenger RNA from Onychomys torridus (southern grasshopper mouse), 5364 nucleotides. RefSeq names its product DnaJ heat shock protein family (Hsp40) member C3 (gene Dnajc3). Gene Ontology annotation, cellular component: endoplasmic reticulum. The transcript is spliced from 12 exons. The record is from RefSeq and is a predicted model, not a curated record. Bases 167 to 1681 code for a protein of 504 amino acids. Gene Ontology annotation, molecular function: protein-folding chaperone binding; misfolded protein binding. Gene Ontology annotation, biological process: protein folding in endoplasmic reticulum. Lineage: Eukaryota; Metazoa; Chordata; Mammalia; Rodentia; Cricetidae.
UCCGGGCCCCGCCCACCGCUGUUUUCCGCCGCCCGGCGCCGGCCGUCGCCGAGGCCCGAGUGACUUGAGUCACCGAGCGGACGGCGGGCGCUGGGCUGCGGGCUGUGCGCCGCGCGGGCUGCUGGGCCGCGCACCUUCCUGCUCUUCAGCCUCGGCGCCCUCGGACAUGGUGGCCCCCGGCUCGGUGGGCAGCCGGCUGGGCGCGGUGUUCCCGUUCCUGCUGGUCCUGGUGGACCUGCAGUACGAAGGUGCUGAAUGUGGAGUAAAUGCAGAUGUGGAGAAACAUCUUGAAUUGGGAAAGAAGUUACUUGCAGCUGGACAGCUGGCUGAUGCUUUAUCCCAGUUCCAUGCUGCAGUAGAUGGUGACCCUGAUAACUAUAUUGCGUACUACAGGAGAGCCACUGUCUUCUUAGCGAUGGGAAAAUCCAAAGCAGCACUGCCUGAUUUAACCAAAGUGAUUGAACUGAAGAUGGAUUUCACUGCAGCAAGAUUACAGAGAGGCCACUUACUACUCAAACAAGGAAAACUUGAUGAAGCGGAAGAUGAUUUUAAGAAAGUGCUCAAAUCUAAUCCAAGUGAAAACGAAGAGAAGGAAGCCCAGUCUCAGCUUGUAAAAUCUGAUGAGAUGCAGCGUUUACGCUCACAAGCGCUUGAUGCUUUCCAAAGUGCCCACUACACUGCUGCUAUAACCUUCCUUGAUAAGAUUUUAGAGGUUUGUGUUUGGGAUGCAGAAUUACGUGAACUUCGAGCUGAGUGUUUUAUAAAGGAAGGAGAACCUAGGAAAGCCAUCAGUGACUUAAAGGCUGCUUCAAAAUUGAGGAAUGAUAACACGGAGGCAUUUUACAAAAUCAGCACACUCUACUAUCAACUAGGAGACCAUGAGUUAUCCCUCAGCGAAGUCCGUGAAUGUCUGAAACUUGACCAGGAUCACAAAAGAUGUUUUGCACACUAUAAGCAAGUGAAGAAGCUUAAUAAGCUGAUUGAGUCAGCUGAAGAGCUGAUCAGAGAUGGCAGAUACACAGAUGCAACCAGCAAAUAUGAAUCUGUCAUGAAAACAGAGCCCAGUGUUGCGGAGUAUACAAUCCGCUCCAAAGAGAGGAUCUGUCACUGCUUCUCUAAGGAUGAGAAGCCUGUUGAAGCCAUUAGAAUAUGUUCUGAAGUUUUACAGAUGGAACCUGACAAUGUGAAUGCUCUGAAAGAUCGAGCAGAGGCCUAUUUAAUAGAAGAAAUGUAUGAUGAAGCCAUUCAGGAUUAUGAAGCUGCUCAGGAACACAACGAAAACGAUCAGCAGAUUCGGGAAGGUUUAGAGAAAGCCCAGCGGUUACUGAAACAGUCACAGAAACGAGAUUAUUAUAAAAUCUUGGGAGUAAAAAGAAAUGCCAAAAAACAAGAAAUCAUUAAAGCAUACCGAAAAUUAGCACUUCAGUGGCAUCCAGAUAAUUUCCAGAAUGAAGAAGAAAAGAAAAAAGCAGAGAAAAAGUUUAUUGACAUAGCAGCUGCUAAAGAAGUCCUCUCAGACCCAGAAAUGAGAAAGAAGUUUGAUGAUGGAGAAGAUCCUCUUGAUGCAGAGAGUCAGCAAGGAGGUGGUGGCAACCCCUUCCACAGAAGUUGGAACUCAUGGCAAGGGUUCAAUCCCUUCAGCUCAGGCGGACCGUUUAGAUUUAAAUUUCACUUCAAUUAAACCAGCUCUUUUACUGCUCCUCUUCUUUAUUACUAUUAUUUUUUUAAUAUUAAAAACAAAGAAACUUUGUUUGGAAUUCGAAUGGAAACAAAACAAAACUUUUAGUUUGUCGGUGACCAAAGAGUUGUUUGAGGUAAAAAGCUGUUCUUACUGUAGACUUGAUGGGCAUGCCAAGGUGGGGGCAAAGAGUCAUACUUCUGACAAGCAGCCUGUACGCAUCUUGUGACUGCCUGGGGAAGUGCUCUGAGGCUUUUACUCUGUGGAGGUGUUUAAAGAGCAUUAAAUACAGAUAUUUAACCCAGAGCAGACAGACUCUAUACAGCCUUGCAUAGAAGCCGUGAGGAGGAUUCUUCAGGAGAAUGGACUGUGUCUCAGUAUUCUUAAGAGAAUAUGAACAACUGAGCUGUGUUUUCUUAGGGACAGUUAUGCUUAGAUUUUGGUCAGUGCAGUCACUUGCAAGUAUUUACUCCUGUACCAGUGUCAUCACGGCCAUCACUGCAGGAAGGGUGGAGACCAUCUUUUAGGAAACAUACUCUCAUGUAGUGGGGGUAUGUCCAGGUGUUGAAUGGGUUGAAGUUGAGCAUAUACUUAUAUACUUUUGUUGUUGUUUUUUUUUUUUUUUUUGUAUCUAUAGGAGAAUACCAGUUUCACUUGAAUUUAAUUAUAAAAUCGUACAGAUCCUCCUUUAAAUGUUAAACAGAACAAGUUAAAAUACGUGAAAGAGGCUCAGUGGUAUUUAGACAAUACUGUUGGAGGUCGGUUUGAAAUACCUUUUCAACAGGUGAAGUUCCAGGUUGUUAGACAUGGAGAGCUGCUCUGCUGGCAUGAGCGGAGCAUUGGGACCUGGAAGCGGCAUCUCAGCGUCUCUCGAGUUUUGUUACAUUCAGCCCAACUGUCUUGGUUGUAUUGGUUGUUGGUUUUUGGUCAGUUGAUCUGCCUCACUAGGACUGGAUGUUACCAGAUUUGUUAUUCUGCUUAGAAGAAAGUAUAGGUUUGCAAAUCUAUUCAACUCUAUGUACUUGCUAACAUUUCACUUAAUAAGAUGACAUUUCCUGUUUCCUCCUGAGAUCCCCCUCUUGCUUUUUAAGCAGAUACCUUUUUAAGAAAUAUACUAUUCAGGAUUUGUAUACUGGAUAAUUUUUGCCCUAAAAAUCUAUUGCUAAAUCAAGAACAUUGAGUAUUUAUGAACUACUGAUGUUACAUUGAAAAUCUAAAAGAAUUACUUUGGUAAGAAUUAUAUUACCUUUAUUUUAGAAAGUUUUUUUUUCUUUUUUGAAACAUUGUGAAAUAUUUUAAGUAUAAAGGUUUAAUAUAUUGAUUUUAUGAAGUUAAGCAUUUUAGUUAAUUGUGGGAGGCAUGAAUGUAGCAUCCAAGCACAAAUAAUUUUCUUAACCUAUAGUCAAAUCCUUGAGCAUCUAUAGAAAAAGGCUUUUUAAUGGAAGAACAUAAAUCACAUAGUUGAGUUGAGCAAACCAUGUAAGUGCUUUUUGCCUGUACUUAGGAGCCUGUUUCUCACCAGUAAACUUCACAGUGCAUUACAGAUGCCUUCCAGCUUUCAUUUUGCUUCAGUGUCCCCAAAUUCCAAUCAGGCCAGGCGUAGUCCUGCACCUUUUAUCCUGGCACUAGAAACAAGGAGAAGCAGGCCAGCCUAUACAGUGAGUAUAGGCUGCCCCCCACCAAAAUAGUAAAUAAAAUCAACUCAAGCCAGUGUGGAACAGGUCAUGAAAAAUGUUUUUCAAAUCUUAGUAAUCUUAUGUUAACUACUUAAGUGACCAUUGUUUGUCAGUCUGACUCCAUUUGUGGGUGACAUCACUGACACUUUUGGACUACAUUGAUGGCAUUUGUAUACAUUCCAAAAUGCACUUUUUCACCUAUAGAACCAAGGAAGCAUCAAGUUGCUUACUCUCCCAUUUAGAGCUGAUGAAAAGAUGCCAGUAGCAUGGAGCCAGAGGGAUAGUGACAUGGUGUGGGAUGCAUGGACCUGUAUCCUACAUCUAGUGCCUCCUGAUUUGCUUCCCAGAGAGUUUCAAGGUGUUUUUAUUUGUUUUUGUCUCCUACUUGUAACUACCCAAAGUAACAGGAUUAGUCUUGCUCACUGCAAACUUUGGUGCCAAAGGCAGAUGCCAUGGAGGGAGAUGAAAGAUGAAGGUAGAUUUUCAGUGCUGAUUAGUAAGAUAGGAAUGACCUGUAAAUUCCAGCCUGGAUGCUGUUGGCAGCCUCCUGGUGUCUAACCUAUCCCAGAUGAGUAACAGACUAGUGUUCCUUCUACCUGCCUGACAUUGUAUACCAUGCAGUGUAAAACCACAUUAUUGAAGAAACACUCUCCAUUUUCCCCUUUUCCUUUUUGCAGGGCUACUUCCACAUUCCAGCUUCUGUUUUUGGGAGCUACAGACCUUACCUUUGUGGUAAUUCUGGGGAAAAUAGGAUCAACACUCACCUUAGCUGAACUCUAUUCUGUUUCUAGCUUUUCCUUCCCUAUAAUGAGCUUCUAAGUGCAGCACAUUGGGCUGCAUCCAGACCUCAUCACUGCAGGAAGAAGGAAAAACAUCUGCUACCGGAGGGCAACUUCCUUUACUUCACUUCUCAGUUCUGUAAGUUUACCCUUUCUGACCAUGAAUAGAAGAAAACCUGGAAAAAACCCUCAGUAGUUUAAUUAAUGGGCAUUGGAUAUAACAUCUUAAUUUAAAAACACCCUUAGUAAUGUUUUAAGUAGCAGUAUCGAGAUUAGUCAUUGGAGUUCUGAUAAUGAAUGGAAUUAAAAAUGUUUUUUUUUUUUUUUUCAAAUGUAAGCAGGCAUGCUGGCUUAUGACUAAUCUCAGAAUGUGGGGGCUGCAAUAAUAAGUCACUGUGACUUUGAGACCCCCCUUUAAAAGUACCAAAUUUAUUCACACAACAAAAGUGUGAGAAAGGAUUACUGAUAACCAAGUAGAAAAAUGUCAGUUGUCACUGUUAUUUAUUCCUGGAAGAUAACAUUCACAUGUAAAGGCUUUAACUUGGUCAGAAGUUGUCACUUACCAUGAAGAAAGAAGUAAGAUGUACUGGUUAGAAAUCACUCCUCAGGCCAUUGUGAGUGCCAACCUGCCUCAGAUACAGGCACUGGUGAUGGCCUUUACAGUGUUUUUAGUAAGUACAUAUCACUGGGUAGGAUGAAGUCAGGGCAAUUUUCCUGAGUGUAUUGAUGUUUCUAUAGUGAUCAAGGGAGGAGAAGGCAAGUGAUGAUUUUUAAGAAUGAAUCUCUUUUUCUAGAUCAUAGUGUUCCUUUUCUGUUAGUAGCAGAGUUUACUCUGUAAUUUCAAAUGAUGCUAGGAGGGGGAGAUGAUUUUUUAACAGAUGACCUCAUUUGCUGAAUGAUUUAAGAGUAAAAUUAGCCACUGCGUGGCUUUGUGUACAGUAACAACAGGUUUAUUGCACUCUUCUGUGGAUGAAAUAUUUACCUGUGCAAAAGAAUACAGGGCACAGGGGAAGUAAAAAAUCAGAGAUGUUCGAUAAGUUAAAUUAUUACUCCUAAGCUUAUAUUUGUUUUAAAUGGGACAGACCUAAUAAUCCAUCUCAAUUUAGUGUUUUAAUAAAAAAAAAAAAGGACUAAAAUUAUUUCAACUGGGCUCAUACAUGUCUAUGAAUAUGGGCAAUAUUUUUAUGCCCGUGUAUUUUCACAUUUAAUAAAAAUAUUUAUGGUCUACAGA